GCAUCACCAGGCGAGGCAGCGACUCCGUUCGGCCGCCAUGCCCACUCGAGCGAGGGCGAGUACAUCGUUUCUGCCGGAGUUGGUCCUCGUUCAUCUCCUUCAACGGUGUCUUCUACCUAGUUGUCGGUGAGGUGAAACUGAGGCUACCUGGAGCAACCUAAGAAAACUUGCUGCAUCAUAUAGAUCUCCAGCUUAACAUUACAGAGAAGAAUCUGUGAAUGGAGCAGCAAUUUAUAAGCAACAUCCCAGUGGUAUUCAAGUUUAGGGCUUUAAUACCCUAGAUUAGCCUCAUAUGGGGAGUGUUGGGCUAACAAUGGAGGUUCAUAAGCUCAGACAAUCUAACUAUUAACUUGUGCUUAAGCAUUUUGGGCCAUUGGUUGGUUCUCACCGGUCUGGGAGAAACGUGGCUUCCAUAGUUCAAGUGGCUCAAUGCUUAUUAUGUUGACUUUCAAGAUUUUCGGUUUCAGGAUGUAGUUUGAACCUCAACAACAAGACUGUUUGAUGCACAUGUCAAAAUGCCUCUUGGUCUGAAAAGUCAAGUUAAUGGAAAAAGAGAAAACUUUGGAGAAACAAGCAUGUCUAUUUCAUUGUUGUCCAAGCAUGAAGGCAAAGCAUUUAACAGGGAAUUUGAUAGCAAGGUGAAUAAUGGUCCUGACAAUAAACGACCACGUCUAGAUCAAUCAGACAGUUAUGCUAAAAAUAUUCGAGUUGAUGACGAUAGCACUAUCUGCCAGAAAAAAACAGAUUUGAUUAGAUGCUCAUCUGCUGAUAAAGUGUGGUUGAUCAAGCCAAAGCGUGGUGCUGAUGGCAAAAGAAAUGAUAGGAAAAACUUCAGAUCUGGAAUUAAAACCAGAUAUGAUACUUUACCAACAAAGAUGGGGGUUUUUAGCAUUGAUUCUACUUCUGCAGGAAGUAACCUGUUACGAACAUAUGGACUAAAGUCUGAUCUCUCUGAUAUCACAAGGCAUAUUGAUGAGGUUGGCAUUAGUGAACUUCUAGAUGGUAGUUACAGAUAUUCUAAUGUCAAUGCUGAAAAAGGAAAGAAACUCCCAGUUGUCAGUGAAAGUAUGUUGACUUCGCUGAAAAAGGCAAUCUCUGUUCUUCCCCAUGAUGGUCUGACAUAUAGCAAUAGCAAUGGAAAAGAAGCUGUAUGCCUCAGUAAAUUUAGUUCAUCACCCGUACAUGAUUGUUCCCACCCCAAUAAAGAUGAUGAAUCAACCAAUACCAAGUACCCUAACAUAGGUGAUGCUGAUCUAUAUCAGCCGAAGAAAAUUCUUGAGCAUUUAGCCAUUCCUUCAGGAUCAGAUCUUACUACUCUUCUUGAAGAUUUAAGUUUGACUUCGUCCACUUCAAAGUUGACUAAACCCUCAAAAAAUUUUCAUGCUGCUAGCUUGCCUCCUUUCUCAUGGUCUUGUUCUCAUAGUUCAGCUUGCAAACCCACUGCGGAUUCAAGUAAACUAGUUUUAACUAAGCAUGAAUGUCAGGGUAGAUGGAUUAGAAUUGAUUGCAAUUCUCUUCUCACUGGAGACAACCAGCAUUUCUUCUUGGACUUGGAGAUGUUAACAGUUGAUAACAAUGGAGAUUCAUUACAAAGGACUACUGUUCUUCAAGAUAAUCAUCUGGACUCAUCUCCUAAGUUUCCAUGUGGUCAGCUUUCAAACAUGGUGUUCCAAACAUCAAAUUCUGUUGAAAGGAAUGCUCCAGAUGAUAUAAGGUUGGAAAAAGGACCUUGCUUGUCUGUGUUAACUCACAAGCGGCUUAAUUUUGUUGAAGACCAUGCCCACUGUUCAAGCAAUGGCCUCGAAUGUGACAACAAAGAUAAUUGCUUGGUUAGAACUUCUGGAACUGAAGCUAGUAUGAAGUUUCAAGGGAAGGAUCCAGAUUUACCUGAUCACAUAAGAUCGGCAUCUAUGUUAUGCAGUACCAAAGUCUUGAAAGAUCUGCACACAGUAAAUGAGCCUGGCUGUGUUUCUUCAGGUUCCUUUAAUUGUAAAGAUAUUGGAGAGUGCAGUUGGAGUUUACCCAAUUUAUCUGCUUCAGAUAUGUCUCAACAUGAUUAUUCACCCCAAGAACUGCAUGCCGCUGGCAUACUACUUGAGAUGACAAGACACUGGAGUGCCUUCAAAGUCCAAACUGAAGAUUGUGGAAAGAUAAGGCGGUCAAAGUCUUCACAGAAGGCCAUGAAGAAUCAUAAAUCAAUAUCCCAAACGGGAAGAUCAGAAUUCUUUAGAACAAGGAACCAUGAUCCUGUUCGAACUGCAGAUCUUUCAUAUUGGGAACAUAAGCCAAUUGAGAAGAAAAAUGACAUGAGAAUGUCUGGUAGAGUAACUAUAAAAAAUUCAAAUCAGUUGGAAGGUGGAGUUUCCCCUCACAAAUUAGAAAAGGAUCUGCAUGUUGGUGGUGCAAGCUCACUGCCCAAUGUUACCGUCAGAUCAACGAGUUUGAUUCCAACAAUCGCACGAGUUGGAAAUGGUUAUGAAACUCAUCAGAAGCUCAGAAAAACAACAGGAUCCUCCUUUAUGGUUGGGACUUGCAUCAAAGAUUGGAGUCGGGGAAGAAACAAGCAAGAAUAAUCCAUUUUGUUUCAUGUGGAUUAUUCUAGCCGUAUUCUUGCGAAGUAAAAUUUCUGUUCACACCCUGCAAAUUGAAAUGUUGUUCUGCUCCAGACUCCAGCAGCAUCAAGAUGGCUUCACCAAAUUUACUCUCAUCAUUUUGAGUCUUUGUUGAGUAUACAAUAUUCUGUCGAAGAAGUAAAGCAUCAGCAUGAUUUAUCUUCUACUCAUAAGGUUGAAGACCAAAUCCAAAGCACAAAAGAGGCAUCCGGUGGAACUGGUAAUUUCUUGUAAAUUCAACAUGAAUGAUAUCUACGCUUUAG
Messenger RNA from Zingiber officinale, 2875 nucleotides. RefSeq lists its product as uncharacterized. NCBI's taxonomy places the organism in Eukaryota, Viridiplantae, Streptophyta, Magnoliopsida, Zingiberales, Zingiberaceae. The coding region runs from base 516 to 2573 and encodes 685 amino acids. The transcript has 7 exons. The record is from RefSeq and is a predicted model, not a curated record.